Molecule: messenger RNA, 381 nt
Organism: Suillus bovinus
Lineage: Eukaryota; Fungi; Basidiomycota; Agaricomycetes; Boletales; Suillaceae
Exons: 1
Coding region: 1-381 (126 amino acids)
Source: RefSeq, a predicted model, not a curated record
AUGCCAUCUGAAAACUUAUCAAAACUCGGUGAAAAUAACUAUUAUGAGUGGAGAAUGUUGAUAGAAGCUGUGCUGAUUCGGAGAGGUUUGAUGGAUUAUGUUGAUGGCUCAAAGACAAUGCCACUCGGCAGUCCAAACUCCAAGGCUGUGAAAGACUUUUUGAAGAAACAAGCUGAAGCUCACACAGAGAUUGUACUUCAGGUUGAAACUUCUCAACUCUCCCAUGUUCGAGAUUGUAACCCCACUGUCAUAUGGAAGAACCUUGAAACUGUUCACUGGACUUGUGGAUCUGCCACUUGCCAAAAGUUUCUCACACUCAAGAAAGCCGAUGACAUAAGCAUACAGGCAUGGAUUGCACAAGUGUGCCGCACUGCAUUCUAA